AUGAGAGUAGCUUUCAGGCCACGAUUCAAGGUUCUGAAUCUGCCUGCAGUGGGACUGAUGAGGAACGAGACGGCAGUGGACCCCGCCAUGUGGGUCGAGCCGAUCUGGUUCUUCCCGUGGGAGACGCAUUUCAGCUACGAGUGGUCGGUGGAAUGGUCGAAGAAGGCCUGGCCGUACGUGCAGGUGUUGGCCGUCGUCUACGUCCUGCUCACCUUCCUGGGGAGGAGGGCGAUGAAGAACAGGCAGGGAUUCAACCUCCGGUAUCCGUUGAUCGCGUGGAAUGGGUUCCUGGCGGUGUUCUCCAUCCUUGGCACGAUCAAAGGCUUUCAGGAACUUUCUCUAGCGCUGCGUCUCAAAGGCUUUUAUUACUCGGUCUGCGAUAACUCUCAGUACUGGAACGAGGCGCUGUCCGUCUACGGGUGGCUCUUCCUCGUGUCCAAGAUCUUCGAACUGGGCGACACGGCCUUCCUCGUCCUUCGCAAGUCCCACCUCGUCCAUCUGCACUGGUAUCAUCACACCACCGUCCUCCUGUACGUGUUCUACUCGUACCGGGACGGGACGUCGACGGCGAGGUGGUUCGCCGACAUGAACUACCUGGUUCAUGCCUUCAUGUACUCGUACUUCACGUUCAUCGCGAUCGGGUACAGGGGACUUCGCCGGGUGGCGUUCGGCAUCACCGUCCUCCAGAUCCUCCAGAUGUUCAUGGGGAUCUUCGUGAAUCUCUACGCCGUGUACGUGAAGGUCGCGGGAUACAAUUGCGACGUGCCGAACCGGAAUCUCUUCUGGGCCAACAUCAUGUAUGCAUCCUAUUUCUUCCUCUUCGUCCAGUUCUUCGUCUCCUCCUACAUCAAGAAGACUCACAAGAGGGACAGGGGGGCGAAGAUGGUCUCCGCCAAUGGCUUUCACGAUGCGAAAGCGACACCAAAGACGAGCAACGACUCCACGGGCAGCAAAUUGAAGGCUGAUCACACCGAUUAGCUUCUUGGCCCUUCAUUACGUUCAUUGACCUGACUUUUCUGCGUCCAGGUGUUGCAUCGAAUUCCAGAAAGUUUCUCGUUUCUUCUCCUCUCACGAAAAUAAACUAGUAAAGGACAGUGAGGUAAAAAGAAAUUGGACUCCAGUGCACAAAAGGGCG
Molecule: messenger RNA, 1135 nt
Organism: Darwinula stevensoni
Lineage: Eukaryota; Metazoa; Arthropoda; Ostracoda; Podocopida; Darwinulidae
Source: the annotation of a GenBank genome assembly